Molecule: messenger RNA, 5311 nt
Organism: Corythoichthys intestinalis (scribbled pipefish)
Lineage: Eukaryota; Metazoa; Chordata; Actinopteri; Syngnathiformes; Syngnathidae
Product: carboxyl-terminal PDZ ligand of neuronal nitric oxide synthase protein-like
Exons: 10
Coding region: 334-1872 (512 amino acids)
Molecular function (GO): nitric-oxide synthase binding
Source: RefSeq, a predicted model, not a curated record
GGCAAGCACUCGCUGCCUGUCAACGUUGAGCAUUUGAAACAAAUAGACUCUUGAUGCAGAGCUUCGAGGAAACAACAGUCAUCACGUGUUCAGUCACCCACAGACCAACAGUGACGCGUAAAUCUUCCGUCGUGCCUACGACAAGGACGCACGGUCUUCGGCUACUGCGCACAUCGAUCAGCGAUCAGCUCCGGAACCCGAACUCAUCGAUACGGCUCGACCCAGAUGACCUCCAGGGAGUGACAGUGCGCAGAAAGAUGCGCAUCCGUGCUCGUCUUUAGUGUGUCUGAGGCCAAACAAGUGUCGAGUCUGCAAUCAUUCGAUAAAUGAGCGAUGCCAGGGGUGACGAAGUACAAUUUGGUGGAUGACUCCCUCGAUUUGAGGAUCCCCAUGCAUAACGAGGAGGUGUUCCAGCAUGGAGUCUGCUUCGAGGCAAAGUACAUUGGCAGCUUGGAAGUAGGUCGUCCUGGCAGCCGCAUGGAAAUAGUUGCUGCAAUGAGAAGAAUCCGAUAUGAAUUCAAACUGAAGAACAUCAAGAAAAAGAAGGUCAACAUUGUAGUUUCUACAGAUUUUGUCAAAGUGAUACUAAGAAAAAAGAAGCGAAAAGGAUGGUCGUGGGAUGAAAAUACAAUCUUGGUGACACAAGAUCCCAUAUUCAGGAUUUUUUACGUCUCACAUGACGCGCAAGACCUCAAGAUCUUCAGUUAUAUUGCAAGAGAUGGAGAAAGUAAUAGCUUUCGCUGUAAUGUUUUCAAGUCAAAGAGGAAGUCACAAGCCAUGCGGAUUGUGCGGACAGUAGGUCAAGCGUUUGAUGUGUGUCACCAGCUGACCCUGCAGAAGAAAACAGACGAGCAAGAAGAUGAAGAGGGAAAGGAGAAGCAGCUGGAGGGAAUGCCAGCUGAUAAGAGGUUGGCUUUGUCAGAGGAGACCGACCUUGAAGCCACAACAGAGGAGAGUAUCGAGUGCAACACUUCAUCAGACCUGGAGAGGAACAAAAAGGUCCUUGGUAAUAAUAGGAAGGGCUCCAGCGGUGGCUCUCUUCUGCUGAGCUCUCCAGCGAGUAAAGCUUCUGUUGAGGCGAAGUCAGCCGCAGAGGCUCACUGCGCUUCAGACCACCAGGUUCAACUCUUGCAGAAACAGCUAGAGCAGCAGGAGCAACAGGCAUUGGCAGCAUCAGCCCAGGUGCAUGUGCUACGGGGCCAGCUGUCCGUGGAGGUGUGCGCCCGAAGUGAGGCCCAAAUGAGAGUGCAGAGGCUGUUGCAACAGAACACAGACUUGCUGCAACACAUUUCCUUGCUGGUCAAACAGAUCCAAGAACUCGAGCUUAAAACGGGUGGCCAUUUAACAUCCAUGGGCUCCCAGGACAGUCUUCUAGAGAUCACUUUUCGUGCACGACCCCCCAGCACGCCCAGUGAACCCCUCACCCCAUCCCCCUCUACAGGGCCCUCUUCAGCGUCUCUAUCCCAGCAACAGAUCAGCGACAGUGCUUGGGUCUCCUGCUCUUCCAGCACGACAGGCGCCGAGACCAGCCCCCUGAACCUUGGCGGCAACGCGGUUCGUCUGGAGUGCUUCCGGUUCUCUACGCGAGUUCCGGAAGGCCGUGAGCAAAGCCCUGGAACCGGCGAGAUGCCCAGCGACGGCCCACAAGAUGACAGUUCACCUCAGGGUGAGCCGGUCCUGGGAGCUCUGGAGCUGCUCCGGUUCAGGGAAUCAGGAAUCGGAUCAGAGUAUGAAUCCAACACGGAUGAGAGCGACGACCGGGACAGUUGGGGACAUGGAGAGGGAGCUGGGCUAGAUGGUACCGCUCGCCUCUUUAAUGUGUUGAAUACUGAGAGUUUGCCAGACUGUUUAGGAGAUGAGAUGGCCGUAUAGAAGUGCAGUGCUGCACCAACCGAAUCUUAAAAAGAUACUUUUUCCACCGGGUCGGUCCAGUUUCAUGCUUUUUGUGACUUACAAAACGUCGAAAAUUGCGAAUGUUAUGGCAAAGCGGACGUGAAAUCGCACUUGCAUGUUAAAUAAUCAAUGUAAUCGAAGUAGCAAGAAUUGCAUCGUUUGAACCACAGCAGAUGCUUAUGAGAAAACUUUUUGUUUGUUUGUUAUGUUUCAUCUCCACAUAUGGGUUGCCAAUGACAGCGUUAGGCAACUAGAUACAUUUUGAAACCUUUUUUUUUUUUUUUCCGGAAAAUUGCCGUUUACAGGCGAACAGAAAGAUUUUCGGGGCCGUUUGAAAAAUUCCUUGCGUCACACGAAAAUUCCGAUCCUGCCGAUACUUGGAACAGUGCCGUUCGGUCAAACGGUUCGGGCUGUGCAGCGCGCUGUUUUUUUUGUUUUUUUUUCAUUAAAAAUGAAUAGGAACAUUUUGGGCAAAUUUCUGGGGAACCGUAAUUUUUUUUCAAAUUCUGUAUACAACUUUUAUGCCCCUCAUCUUCCCGGAAUUGUUGAUGCCAAAAUUGUGUGAUUUGGUCAAAAAUUAAAGGACUAAAUACAUUUUGAAACUUUCCUUUUUCCCAUUAAAAAUGAAUGGGCAAGUUUUUGUCAAAUAUCCGGGAAACCGUACAUUUUUUCAAAAACAUUUCCUGUGUCACUUUUAUUCCCCUCGCCGUCCCGGAAUUUUUGAUGCCCAAAUUGUGUGAUUUGGUCAAAAAUUGAAGGAGUAGAUACACUUUGAAACUUGUCUUUUUUCCCAUUCAAAAUGAAUCGGCAAGUUUUUGGCAAAUUUCCGGGGAACCAUAAAUGUUUUCCAAAUUCUGUGCAUAACAUUUAUGCCCCUCACCGUCCUGGAAUUUUUGAUGCCCAAAUUGUGUGAUUUGGUCAAAAAUUGUAGGACUAAAUACAUUUUUAAUUUUUUUUUUCUCAUUGAAAAUGAAUGGGCAAGUUUUUGUCAAAUUUCCGGGGAACCGUAAAUUUUUUCCAAAUUCUGUAUACAACUAUUAUGCCCCUCACCGUCCCGGAAUUUUUGAUACCUAAAUUAUGUAAUUUGGUCAAAAAUUGUAGGACUACAUACAUUUUGAAAAUUGCUUUUUUUUUUGGAAAAUUGCCGUUUGCGGCGCAACGGAAAAUUUUUCGGAGCCGUUUGAAAAAUUCCCUGUGUCGCGCAAAAAUUCCGGACGUGUCGAUACUUGAAUGGUGCCGAUCGGUCAAGCGGUUUGGGCUGCGCGGCGCGCCGAAGGAAUCCUAUUCAAGAAAAAAAAAUGAAUAACAUUAUCUGGGUCUUUGAAAAAGACCCAGAUAAUGAAUCCAUUUGAACUUGGAGCUCUCUGAGAGACAUGAUAAUUCACUGCCACCCCUCCAGUCCAAAUGGAUUGGAUGUCUGUUGCUCUUGAUGCCAACAAUUUGGAGAUGCCUUUAUUAAUUUUGUACAAUUUAAUUCAUAUAUUUUUUCAGGAUCUUCGCAGUACUGGCAAUUACUGCUAUUUGGCUUCACCUGAAUGGAAGAAAAGCAGGAUUUCACUUGUGCUUUGGCAUGUAUAUAAUUAAACAGACAGCCAGUGAUUCAUUAAAGCACUGUGUAAUGGAGGUUUCAGACAUGCUUGAUGCAUAUAGAGUGUUUUGCUGGUAACAAGAAACUGCCUCCAUACAGCUCUGUGAUCUACUGCAGCUCCACACAGCAUUCGCAUGCUUUGCAAAGUGCGAAUUGUGCCAACAAUUUUUUGUGUUCCUCUAAUCUAUGUUCAGUAAUGUAUGCGUGUGUACAAUGUGAAAAAGGUUGGCUUCUCUGCCGUGGCGACACGAAUGCUCUCCAUGUUGUUGCCAUACCAACCAUACGGUGGUUAAAACUGUGGUGUGACACAUUUCAGCAAAGAUUUUUGUCUCUACAUUUUAGAAACGCGGGGAAUGACAUCUUUUCUUUUCGUGAAUGUAUACGAUGAGAUGUAUUCAUGCCCAAAUUGUAUCUAUAACUCCUUUUUUUAUGUGAGGUGCCGUUUGUAAAGCGGCUAUUGAUAAAAAUAACAGAAACAUUUUGUCACAUUGAGCUUUGAACAAUGUUUAAAAUCCGGUGUGAAGAUUUGAGAGUCAAUUGUGAAAUCCAAAUAUUAAAUGUUAAAUUCAAUGUUAAAAAUAAAUCAAGACGUUAAAUAUAAAUCAAAACAAUAAAUCAAAUAUUACAUAUAAAUGUACAAUCGAAAGAUAAGUGUUUUGAGUGAAACUUAAUGUUUAGUUGAUAUUCAAAUGGAAAUGCCGGUACCUGGAUUUAGUUUAAUUUUUUUUUUUAUUUUAAAAAAAUUUAGGCUAGGUUCAUACCACUGGUCUUAAUGCACGAAUCUGAUUUUUUCGUGUUUUUCCGACUCGAAUGAGGCAUCAAGUUGACGGUCUGAACGGGAAAAGUCGCAUUAAAGUGGACCAUUUCAAAUCCGAGCUAGGUCACUUUCGUAUGUGGUUAAAAUCUGAUCUGGGUCACAUUUUUCCGGAAUAAGGCUGUGGUCAAAACUGUCAAGUCCCCAAAAUCGAAAUCCAUGCAGCAGCUACGUCAACAAAGAGCAAGAGAGACAGGGAGCUACGGUAGCGAUGGAGUUCUGCAUUAGCGUUAGCGCCUAGCUUGAACGCGGCUUUCAGGGAAGAGGAGGCAUGACAACAGUCAUAAAAAAAUAAAGUGUGGGGGGGGGGGGGGUGAAGCCUGAGAAUGUUCAGUUUUCUCUAUGUGCUCCAAAUGAAUAUUUCAAGAUUGGUUACACAGCCGAGAGUCGGGGCAAACUGUCCGUAUGUGUGUGAGUCAUGCACACACAGUGCAUGCAUGCUAUCAAUCCAUAUAAACUUUGAAUAUAAGACUGAACAUGGAUUAUUUAUGUCUGUUUUUGAGUCCUCUUUUUGGAAUUCAAAAUAUGAUCACCCUUGAGUGACGUAGAGCCAGCAUGUGUAGUCAUUUGUUUUGAUACUCCUGCGAAUGCGGGUCAGUUUGCUCAGUGCAUCUCGGAUGGCGAAUUAGUGCACAUGCGUGAUACUUGAACAAGCUCAAUGGACAAAAACAGUCUGAACGGGCACGCCAAAAAAAACAGACAUGACAAAAAAUUGGAAUUGAUAAUUAAGACCUGCGGUAUGAACCUAGCCUUAGAUUGAGAUUACAUUUAGAUUUAACACUUAAUAUUUGGAUUUGACUAUGGACGAAUAUUGAUCUUUUUAAAUACGCACAAAAAUGGCUUGCAAAUAUUCACUCCAGGUUUCUCUUUGAUGCUAAAUGUACAGAUUGUUGAUGAAUUUUCAGCAUGGGCCGCUAUACCAACAGCGCCCUAUACGCUCACACCAUCUAAGUUUAUUUUGUUUACAUGAUGUGUGCUGAAAGAUGAAAGUGCACUUAAAACACACCAGUGAUGUA